GAUAGAUCGCGACAACCACCUCCACCACUGACUGCAGCUCCCUCAAUGCGCGCUCGCAUCUAACCCAAACAAACCUCCCAUCUCAAUUUCCACAGAGCCUACACUUCCUCGCGACCGCAAGUCGUCGCCCACCACCACAAUGACCGAACCCGCCGCUGCAACCCCGGCCGCAUCAACCGCCCCAGCACCAGCAACAACCACCACCAGCACAGCAGGCCCAACUUCCACCACGACCACCAACUCCACAGCACCCAAUCCCACGCCAAACAACAGCAAUGCCAACAAUAACUCCAACAACACAACAUCAACCAGCACCUCCAACCCCAACCCCAACCAAUCCGCUGACUCCUCCGCUUCGUCUACCGCGAACCGCGGCCUUCCCUACUACGAGAAACUCCGCCGCGAACUCCGCGAUACUCUCCAGAAGAAGCGUCUAAUGGACAAGAGCAUGGCCCAACUUGAAGACCAAAUCUACCGUUUCGAACAAUCUUACCUCGAAGAAACCACCGCCGGAAACAUUAUCAAAGGCUUCGACAACUAUAUCAAGGGCUCAUCCAGCGGCGCAGGGAUCGGCGGAGCGGGCAUUGCGCUCUCUUCAAGUAUGAGUGGUGGUGGAGGUGCAGCAAGACGAAAGGCGACGGUGUCGGACGCGGAUCGUGUGUUCUCGAGGAGUUCGGCGAGUUUUAUGCGGGAUUCACCUGCACCUUCAUCGGCUCAAACGACGCCGUCGCAUGCCGCGACUCCGAACUCGACGUAUAAUGGGUCUACCGGCAAGCCUGGGAAUGGGGAUGCGUCGUCUGCGGCGAAUAGUGUGAAGGGGGGACAGGCGUCGAAGAAUAAGAAGAAGUCUGCGGCGAGUAACAAGGAUAAGGGGGAUGAUGAUGGGACAGAUGGGGAUAGGCCGCCUACGAAGAGGUUGAAGAUUACUUAUGGGAGGGAUUGAUAUAUCAGGUUAUUUUACUUCGUCUGGUUUCAUGUGGAUUGAUUGGUUGGAGUUGGUAGGUUUAUAUUUGGGUUGGAUAGGGAGCUGUGGCGCGCGGGAAACUACUGAUUAU
Aspergillus welwitschiae is the source of this 1055-nucleotide messenger RNA. Its product is annotated as chromatin modification-related protein EAF6/MEAF6. NCBI's taxonomy places the organism in Eukaryota, Fungi, Ascomycota, Eurotiomycetes, Eurotiales, Aspergillaceae. The record is from RefSeq and is a predicted model, not a curated record. Bases 140 to 943 code for a protein of 267 amino acids. The transcript has 3 exons. Gene Ontology annotation, cellular component: NuA4 histone acetyltransferase complex.